CCUUCAUCUAACAAGUGCUGAUAAGGGUAUCGUUCUACAUCAUCCCCCAUCCAGUCCGUUUCCUGAGCUCUCGACGUGCACACCCUCCGUACUUGUACUCGGAAGGUACAUCCUACUGCUCGCUUGAAGGACAUCGAAUCGCACCGAGAACGCCCAGACUAACGCUCGCCAUACUUAGCGAUGAGGGGGACGUGGCUAAUACUGAUCAGCCUGAGUCUGACCUGCGCUGAGUCGGACUUCACUCUACUCUCGCAGGAAGAACGGGCCGGCAUCCCUACAGUCUACUUCACCGAAGUGAGAAAGGUGUCUCGCCAAAAUGCAGAAACCGACCACUCAGGUGACUUCCCGCACCGCGACCACGACGUCAAGGUGGUGCUGGAAGACCACGAGCACUUCGCCGGCGUCAAGAGGUGGCAUUUAACGUUCAUGCGCGGCGAGGAACAAUUCACGAGCACUUUAGCCAUCGAGGAGAACGUUGGCAGCGAACAGAAGGAGUUCGUGUUCCCGAUAGAGAUGGUAACGGACGCCAACGCGGUUUUCAUCACUGCGAGAGACGAGGUUGGCUCGUCGCUGGCGUUUGGGUCGUCACUGAUUAAAAUUCCGGAAAUGAAUUCGUUCCUGGCUUGGGUGGGAACAGCCUACGAUCCCGCCGCGUCCCACCUGCGCGUGGACCCUGGCACCUUGCCCGUGGUAGAAAUCGGACACCACAUAUGCAAGCAGAAUAUGAGUCCUUGCUACAUCCUGAAGGAGAGACUACCAGAGGUUGUUUCCCGGUGCCUCACCCUAACGGAUUUGGUCACCGAUGCGCCCGUGUUGCUGUGUGACGAGACGAUGAUCCCUUUCAACGGAUUAACCAUGGGUCUAACGGUCGAGUUCACCGAAGACCAUACAGUAUUACUAAGCUUAGAACCCCCUCAAGACGAGGUCGUGAAGAGCAUUGAGGUCAUCGCUUACCACCCAAGGGACCCCUCCUCCGUCUUUUCCCCCUGGGACUCCCAGUGUGAUCCCCUGGACGCAGUGGGAGAAUCGGGACGAAUAGAGUGCUCCCAGAACCUCAGGAUGACCGAGACACCUGACGGAAUUGAGGUGGUAGUGGUGGUGUUCACGUCUCAGAACGGGUCGCUCCCUCAGUCCGUUCAACUCACGCACUGGUUUAUAACCGACGACGCAGAGGCACAGAUAGGUGCGAUAAUCAUAGGCUCAAUCAUAGGUGGGCUGGUCGCCGUGGGUCUCAUCGUUGCUCUCGUCAUCUUCGUCAGGAAGAACAAGAACAUGAGUAAAGGAAAACGGGAAGCCGCCGUGACCACCUCUGCUCAUUAUACUUCAGCCCCGACUUCCGACCCUGAACCAGCUCAAUAUGAUGACCAGAUAUGAUUACAAAUCAAAUGCGUAAAUGUGUCACAGUGAUGUAUAAGACAUUUGUAAAUACGUAACAGAAAUUUCAUUUGUAAAUACGUAACAAAAAUUUUGUUCACGUCCUCUUUUUUCCUGAACGAAAAAAAAGAGCGGUGGACGGGAAAAGGUAAUUAAGUUGAAUGCCGUAUAAUUAUUAACACUGAGAAGAUUUAAGCAAAAUUCCCGUCAUUAUUUGAUAUAAUGUGGUUGCUUGAUUCUUAAUUUAUGUCAUGGCAACAUUAUUAUUUGAUAGUGACUGUGACGUUCCUCAUUCCUUCUUUUGUAACAAAAUUACGUUAUUUUAAUAAUUUGCUAUAAUGAUUUAUACCGUUGCCAUAGCUAUCUGAAACCCCCAUAACUCUGCUAAAAAAAAAAAAAAAAAAACAUAAAAAAAAUAAUAAUAAAACAAUCAAAUGUUAUUCUCAUCCUGUUUUAUUACAAUGAACGAAAACGGGACAAUGAAUAGUCUUACCUUUAGACACAAAACAGGUAGUGAAUUUACUUGCUCUGUGGAUAUAUGAACAGAAGACAUGUAGACAAUGUUUUUACCAUGUGUUUGGUUUGUAACCUGUUAUUGUAGCAUCAUUAUUUGACGGAGUUCCUCAUCCCAAUAUAUAUAAUAAAUUUGUACCAUACUCAUAUUUUCAGAAUUAUCAAUAAAAGUGUUAUUACCUGUAAAA
Penaeus chinensis is the source of this 2075-nucleotide messenger RNA. RefSeq lists its product as uncharacterized. The record is from RefSeq and is a predicted model, not a curated record. The transcript is spliced from 7 exons. The coding region runs from base 181 to 1374 and encodes 397 amino acids. Lineage: Eukaryota; Metazoa; Arthropoda; Malacostraca; Decapoda; Penaeidae.